Talaromyces rugulosus is the source of this 1584-nucleotide messenger RNA. RefSeq lists its product as uncharacterized. Gene Ontology annotation, biological process: carbohydrate transport; transmembrane transport. The transcript has 3 exons. Lineage: Eukaryota; Fungi; Ascomycota; Eurotiomycetes; Eurotiales; Trichocomaceae. The coding region runs from base 1 to 1584 and encodes 527 amino acids. Gene Ontology annotation, cellular component: membrane. The record is from RefSeq and is a predicted model, not a curated record. Gene Ontology annotation, molecular function: carbohydrate:proton symporter activity.
AUGGGUUUCUUCAAGAACUACCGUGUCUAUGUCCUCACCUCGGUGGCCUACCUUGGCUCCCUGCUCUUCGGAUUUGACACUGGUGUUAUGGGCAGUGUCCUCGCCUUGUCCAGCUUCAAAGAGGAUUUUGGCCUCCCGACCGACUCCAGUGGCUUUGCGUCCUCAAAGAACGCCCAGGUGUCUUCCAAUGUCGUGUCUCUGCUCACUGCCGGUUGCUUCUUCGGCUCCAUCAUUGCUGCCUAUCUCAAUGACCGGAUCGGCCGCCGCUUCUCCCUGAUGAUUUUCUCUUUGGUGUUCUUGGUCGGUGCCGCCGUCCAGGUUGGCGCCCACCAUGCCAUUGGGGUGAUCUACGGUGGUCGUGUCAUCGCAGGCCUGGGAAUCGGGGGAAUGUCCGCUAUCACUCCAGUCUUUGUCAGCGAAAACUGCCCUCCAGAGAUCCGCGGUCGAGUCGCUGGUUUGUUCCAAGAAUUCCUCGUGAUUGGUAGCACCUUUGCGUACUGGCUUGACUACGGCGUCUCUCUGCGCGUUGCGCCGGGCACUAAGCAGUGGCGCAUCCCCGUCGCCAUUCAGCUGAUCCCCGGUGGUCUCAUGCUUAUUGGCUUGUUCUUUUUGACAGAAUCACCGCGAUGGCUGAUGGGCCAGGGUCGCCAUGACGAGGCUCACGCUUCGCUUGCAUACAUCCGCAACGAGCCUGCAGAAAGUGAGUCGGUCUUGAAAGAACUGGCCGAGAUCCGUGCCGCCCUCGAGGAAGAAAUGUCCAUGACCGAGGGCGUGACCUGGAAGGAAGCCCUUUCCAAGGGCACCCGCGAGCGCUUCAUCCUCGCCUUUUGUAUCAUGUUCUGGCAGCAGUUCUCAGGUACCAACAGUAUCGGGUACUACGCGCCGCAAAUCUUUCAGACUGUCGGUGUUAGCAAGACAAACUCGUCUCUUUUUGCUACGGGUGUGUACGGCAGUGUCAAGGUUGUGAUGACUCUGAUCUUUUUGCUCGUCGGUAUCGACUUUAUUGGCCGAAAGAAGGCGCUGGUAGGAGGUGCCAUGUGGAUGGCUGCCAUGAUGUUCAUUAUCGGCGCUGUGCUGGCCACACACCCUCCUGACACCGACAGCAGCUCUGUCUCGCCUGCAUCCAUGGGCAUGGUUGUGAUGAUCUAUCUAUAUGUCAUUGGAUACUCUGCAUCGUGGGGUCCCACACCGUGGGUAUAUGUCAGCGAAAUCUUCCCCACCCGCCUCCGUGCCUACGGCGUCGGCCUCGCCGCCGCCACGCAAUGGCUCUUCAACUUCGUCAUCACUGAAAUCACCCCUCGCGCCGUGAACCACAUUGGCUGGCGCACUUUUUUAAUGUUCGGCAUCUUCUGCCUGGCCAUGGGCGUGUUUGCGGUUUUAUUCAUCAAGGAAACCAAGGGCCGCAGCUUGGAGGAUAUGGAUGUGCUGUUUGGCACUGUCGAUCAGGUCCAACGUAACGCCGAUGUCGAGCAGGUUUUGGGUAAGACUCGGGUCGCGCAUAUGGAAGAUGCAGAGGAGGAGGAAAGAGCACAGAGGAAUAAUUCUACUGCUGCUGCCAAGGAGACUAGGGCCGAGACUCAGUAA